AUGCCUAUCCCUAUCCAGCAGCCCAAGUACACCAAGCCUGAGGACUCUGAGGAAGUCCGUCAGCAGGUUGCCAAGAGCCACCAGGUCAUGCGAAACAUUACCUCUGACCGAGUUGACCGACCAAUUGGCCCUUACUCCCACGGUAUGGUUACCACUGUUCGGCCUCUCAGCGGCCUUGUCUUCCUCUGUGGUCAGUGCCCCGUGUUCCCCGAUGGCACUGUCCUCGAAGGAACCGUCGAGGAGAAGACAAGGCUCGUUUGCGAGAAUGCCAAGAAUGCCCUGGAGGCCGCUGGCACGUCCCUUGACAAGGUCGUCAAGGUCACUAUGUUCUUCACCGAUAUCGCCGACUACGACGAGUCCAACUCUGUUUACAUCAAGUACUUCCCUCAUAUCCCCGCUAGAAGUGCUAUGGAGGUUUCCAAGAUCCCUCCUCGUGGAACCACCCUCCAGAUGGAUGUCAUUGCUCUUCAAUAG
Molecule: messenger RNA, 474 nt
Organism: Clonostachys byssicola
Lineage: Eukaryota; Fungi; Ascomycota; Sordariomycetes; Hypocreales; Bionectriaceae
Source: the annotation of a GenBank genome assembly